Quercus lobata is the source of this 1381-nucleotide messenger RNA. Its product is annotated as Peroxidase superfamily protein. Gene Ontology annotation, molecular function: peroxidase activity; heme binding. Gene Ontology annotation, biological process: response to oxidative stress; hydrogen peroxide catabolic process. NCBI's taxonomy places the organism in Eukaryota, Viridiplantae, Streptophyta, Magnoliopsida, Fagales, Fagaceae. The coding region runs from base 393 to 1364 and encodes 323 amino acids. The record is from RefSeq and is a predicted model, not a curated record. The transcript is spliced from 3 exons.
GUUUGGUAGACUAUGCCUCAAUUCCAAAAUUAAAAUCCUAAGCAUCCUGUUAAAUAAAAAUUUAUACUUAACACAUAAAGAUAUACUAUAACAGAACAUGCCUUUGUAUAAGCUGAUCCUCAGUUAAAUUGCUUUGUUGUUCCUUCAAGAUAAGUGCUUAAUUAGGUGGAGAUACUUGGUGCAAAAGCAGAUUAAAGGCAGAGUCAAAUUUCUAAGGGUCAGUCCUACUCAUACAUUGAGUGGCUUCAAAGCAUUAACACAAUAUACAUGCAAUGUUUAAUUAAUUUUUUAUUUGAUGAUGAACUAUAUAUACUGCUAAGCUCCAUGAAACUUUCGUCACCAUUUAUCAUUUAAGUUCCAGUUCUUCUAUCUUCAUCAUAAUCGAAAACCAAAUGGCUGUUUUUGCACAAAAAAUGCACACUUUCACAACAAUUUUCCUUCUCUUACUAAUGGCUUCAUCGUCAACAGCAUUGCUGGAUGCUCAUUAUUAUGAUAAAACAUGUCCACAGGCUGAGAAGAUCAUUUUAGGGACAGUUUAUAAUGCAUCCAUGCAUGACCCUAAAGUUCCAGCUCGUAUCCUAAGAAUGUUCUUCCAUGACUGUUUCAUAAGGGGAUGUGAUGCCUCGGUGUUGCUGGACUCAACUCCAGGGAACCAAGCAGAGAAAGACGGACCUCCAAAUAUUUCAGUUCGAUCAUUCUACGUGAUAGAUGAUGCCAAAACUAAACUUGAAAUGGCAUGUCCACAUACAGUUUCUUGUGCUGAUAUAAUUACAAUUGCAGCAAGAGAUGUUGUAACCAUGUCUGGAGGGCCUCGUUGGAAUGUGCUGAAAGGAAGGAAAGAUGGAAGGAUAUCAAAAGCUGCAGAAACCAUCAACUUACCAGCUCCAACCUUCAAUGUAACCCAGCUCAUUCAAAGCUUUGCCAAGAGAGGUUUAGGAGCCAAAGAUUUGGUUGCUCUAUCAGGAGGUCACACCCUUGGCUUUUCACAUUGUUCUUCUUUUGAAGCUAGGCUACAUAACUUUAGUUCAGCACAUGACGUUGACCCCAGUAUGAAUAAUGAGUUUUCACAAAAGCUACGAAAGAAAUGCCCAAAACCAAACAAGGAUCACAAUGCUGGGGAGUUCCUGGACUCGACCUCGUCAACUUUUGAUAAUGACUAUUAUAGGAGACUGAUGGCAGGAAAGGGUGUUUUUGGAUCGGAUCAAGCACUAGUUGGUGACUAUAGGACUAGGUGGAUUGUUGAAGCAUUUGCUAAGGAUCAAAGUUUGUUCUUUAUGGAGUUCGCGGCUUCGAUGGUGAAGUUAGGGAAUGUGGGGGUUAUUGAAAAUGGUGAAGUUAGACUGAAAUGCAGAGUGGUGAAUUGAAAGAGAGCAAAGCCAAC